GUGCUACUGUCUGGCCCAUACCCAUUCUCUUUGUUCCUCCUCUCUCUUCUUCCCCAACUCGGCAGCAAACGCACGAGCUCAGAAGUCCAGAACAGAACGCAGGCAGACCUGAGGCGGCGGGCGGCGGCAUCGGAGAGAAGAAAAGCAGGUAUCUCGCCGCCAGCUUUAGGUACCGCCACCCAUUCCUGCAACCGGUCGCUCUCUAUCUCGAUUCACCAUGAGUCAUGCCAGCACUGGAUUGCUGAAAGGCUUGAGGAGGGUCUUAGAACAGCACAGGAUUUCAACUGUUUUCUGCAGACAAUCACGAGCUUGGAGUUCUACUGUGUCUUUUUCUGACCUUGAUGAGAAGGGUGAUAUGGACAUUGACGAUGAUUAUACAGAUUCAAAGAGAGAGUUACAGCCUCAUAGUGUAGAUCCCAAAAAGGGUUGGGCAUUCCGCGGCGUGCACAGGGCUAUCAUCUGCGGCAAAGUUGGACAAGUGCCUGUGCAAAAAAUUUUAAGGAAUGGACGUACAGUAACUGUUUUUACCGUUGGAACUGGUGGUAUGUUUGACCAGAGGGUAAUUGGGCCUGAGGAUUUACCCAAGCCAGCUCAGUGGCAUCGAAUAGCUGUUCAUAAUGACCGCCUAGGUGCUUAUGUUGUCCAGAAGCUGGUGAAGAAUUCUGCAGUCUAUGUUGAGGGUGACAUUGAAACCAGGGUCUACAAUGACAGCAUUAAUGAUCAAGUCAGAAACAUACCUGAGAUAUGUGUACGACGUGAUGGCAAAAUUCGUUUGGUUAAAUCUGGGGACAGUGCUGCUAACAUAUCAUUAGAUGGGCUCAGAGAAGGGCUGUUCUAGUUAUAGUUAAGGAUGCCAAUGCAAGCAGAUCAUGAGGUUGCUUCUUGCUUGAGGCCCAUUGUAUCUUGAGCAGUGCACUAGCUUGUGAAGGCCUAUGAUCUGCAUCGAUGGCUGCCGCUUCACAUGGCUGUAACUGUGAUGAAGGUACGAGUAGCAGCAGAAGCCUGUACCAUUGAUUAGAAAAUGCAGUAAAACUUGGUUCACCCAUUUCUGCUUGUAUAUCUUCCUCCAUGUUUUUUGGCACCUAAACAAUCGUUUAUGAAGCAACACUUUUAAUUUUUCUCUGAAGCAAUAACAGAUGGUUUAUUGUUUCA
This is a messenger RNA of Setaria italica (foxtail millet), 1152 nucleotides long. Its product is annotated as single-stranded DNA-binding protein, mitochondrial. Gene Ontology annotation, molecular function: single-stranded DNA binding. Gene Ontology annotation, cellular component: mitochondrial nucleoid. Gene Ontology annotation, biological process: mitochondrial DNA replication; positive regulation of helicase activity. NCBI's taxonomy places the organism in Eukaryota, Viridiplantae, Streptophyta, Magnoliopsida, Poales, Poaceae. The transcript is spliced from 8 exons. The record is from RefSeq and is a predicted model, not a curated record. The coding region runs from base 218 to 838 and encodes 206 amino acids.